Molecule: messenger RNA, 1056 nt
Organism: Capsicum annuum
Lineage: Eukaryota; Viridiplantae; Streptophyta; Magnoliopsida; Solanales; Solanaceae
Product: copper transporter 5
Exons: 1
Coding region: 290-748 (152 amino acids)
Biological process (GO): copper ion transmembrane transport; intracellular copper ion homeostasis
Cellular component (GO): plasma membrane
Molecular function (GO): copper ion transmembrane transporter activity
Source: RefSeq, a predicted model, not a curated record
AUAAAAAAAUACUUAAAUUUAUAUAUAUAGCAGGUGCUUGUAAGUUUUUAGGCGAUGAGAGUAUAGUACAAGGGUACUACCCUCGCAUUUAUUCUAAACCCACCCACCAACUCUCAACACAUGAUAUUCUUCUUUAUCACCCUGGAUAUAUAUUAUCAUCAUUGUCAACUCACACGCUACCUAGCUUAUCAUCAUCCAAUCGAAAGGCCAUACUUCCCCCAACCAAAUCAACAAAACUCCCAUCUCAUCUUCUCCCCAAAACCUAAAUAAAUCUUCAAAGCAAGAAAAAAUGAUGCACAUGACCUUUUAUUGGGGUAAAAAAGUUACCCUACUAUUCGAUUUCUGGCGAACGGAUUCAUGGACUAGCUACGCAAUCGCUUUGCUCGCUUGUUUUAUCUUCUCCUUGUUUUAUCAAUACAUGGAAGAUCGUCGUCAGCGAUUCAGAAUCCUCUCUAUAAAUUCCAAGAGGAAUUACUCUCAGCCUCCGCCUCCGCCUCCCCCCGCUGUCAAUGCUCCCCUUCUUUACACCUUCCCGUCGGUUGGCGGUAAGUGGAGUUCGGCCAGAUUUGCUACGGCGAUUCUAUUUGGAGUCAAUUCUGCAAUUGGAUAUAUGCUUAUGCUGGCUGUUAUGUCGUUUAAUGGCGGAGUUUUUAUCGCGGUUGUUGUGGGUUUGGGGAUCGGGUAUUUGUUCUUUAGGAACGGUGAUGAAAAUGAUGUCGUCGUUGAUAAUCCGUGUGCCUGUGCUUGAUGUUGAUUAAUGGAUUUGGUUGUUGUUUUUAAUAGUGAAAAUUGAUAGUGGAAGUGUUUUUUUUUUUCUUUCCUUUUUUUUUUUUGGGUUUUAGGUUGUAUUAGAUCUAUGGUAAUGUUUUAUGUUUACUUUUGUUGUUGUACUUCUGGAUCUCAAUAUAAUUUUACCCUUUUUGUCUUUGAGGUAGAGGUGUGUGGUCUGCACGCAUACACUCUAAUACACUGGGUAUAUUGUUGUUGUAAUACUAUAAUUUUGCAUCUGUUUCUCAUUAUUUUUGUUGAAGGAAAAUUAAUUUUUUUUUUUUUUUA